This is a messenger RNA of Platichthys flesus (European flounder), 2818 nucleotides long. It is a transcript of the gene gdpd2, whose product is annotated as glycerophosphodiester phosphodiesterase domain containing 2. Gene Ontology annotation, cellular component: membrane. Gene Ontology annotation, molecular function: glycerophosphodiester phosphodiesterase activity. The record is from RefSeq and is a predicted model, not a curated record. Gene Ontology annotation, biological process: lipid metabolic process. The coding region runs from base 299 to 1909 and encodes 536 amino acids. The transcript has 16 exons. Lineage: Eukaryota; Metazoa; Chordata; Actinopteri; Pleuronectiformes; Pleuronectidae.
ACAUUCACAGUCCGUGCACGGAGCCAAAGAGCAGAGGAUGCAGGAGCAGCAGCAGCAGCACACACCGACUGACAGAGCGUGUGUGUGCAGGAGCAAAAACUGAGGCUCCUACCAACAAUCUGUGUGAGAGAAAAAUUGAACAAGCCGCUUGUUUCUGGUUUAGAGAGGUGAAUGAAAUCCGGCCAGUGCUCGGUAUACAGAGGAAGGGUUCUCUGCGGCGCCCCAUCCAUCUUCAGGCUGUGUUCCACGCUGCACAGACGAGGAUCUGCAGUUUCUACUCAGUGAAUGAGGAGGAGAGAUGUCUCAAGAGAAUAGCUGUUGCAGAGUUUGCAGCAGGGGCUUUUAUGGCUGCCACUGGAGGGAGCCGAGUGAAAACAAGAGAAAACACGCAUGCUGCUGGUUCUCGGUCGUCACGUUGGCCUCCCUGCUCUCUCUCUGCUGGAUGUACAUUUGUCUGGUUAGUUUUAAUGACCGAGAGGAUGUUAACUGGCAGGGCUUCACGAAACUGAAGCGGUGGGUGAACUGGUUCAUGGUGCUGAUCAUCGUUUCUGCAGUGAUAACCAGCUACUGCGUCCUGCUGCUGCUCUUUGCACUGUUCCAAGUCGCUUUAAAAGAACCACUCGACUUACACUGGCUGCACAAGAUCCUCAUAUUCUUUGGUGUGAUGUUCAUCACUUUCGGGGUCAUAGGAAUUAGUCUCCAGUGGAAACAAGAAUGGCCGACUGUUCUUCUUUCACUCCAGGCCACAGGUCCUUUCUUGCAGUUUGGUUCUGUCGGAGCGUUGACGCUGCUGAGUCCUCUCGUCUUCCGGAGCUUCUACGAUGCCGGAACGGCGUGGUCUAGAGCCGUCAUCGCAUUGGCCUUUGUCGUGGUGUCAGCUGCCAUCUUCCUGUGUCCCCUGAUCAUCGAGUCUCCCUGUCUGCUGAGUGAAUUGCCUGAAAAACCCAAGCUCAUUGGCCACAGAGGCGCCCCAAUGCUGGCUCCGGAGAACACCAUGAUGUCGUUCAACAGCAGCAUCGCAUGCGGCGUGACGGCCUUUGAGACCGACGUGCAGAUCAGUAAAGACAAAAUUCCCUUCUUGAUGCACGACAACCACUCCGAGUUUCUGUCGAGGACAACAAACGUGAAGGAGAAGUUACCAGACAAACUUUCCAGCUCCAGUUACAACAUAACGUGGGAGGAGCUGCAGACCCUGAACGCAGGCGAGUGGUUCCUGAAGACGGAUCCUUUCCAUUCGGUGUCCCAGCUCCCAGAGGACGAGAGGGAAGCUGCUGGGAAUCAGACCAUACCCUCUUUACGAGAGCUGCUCGCCCUCGCCCAGCAGCACAACAUCUCAGUGAUGUUUGACCUUUACAGUUCCAACCAGGAAGAUGACACCAACCACACAGUCAGCACCAUCCUGGAUUCUGGCAUCAACCAAAGCCUGAUCCUCUGGCUUCCUCCUGCUGGAAGAGAGGCUGUGGUCUCGGCUGCUCCAGGUUUCACCCAGGUCUAUGACAGCGAAAAUGACACGACAGGAAAAAAUAAUUCACACCUGAAUGUGAAAUACAGCAAUUUGAGUACAACAAGAAUCAGUGAACUGCGGAAGGACAACGUCACCGUGAACCUGUGGGUGGUGAAUGAGCGAUGGCUCUUUUCUCUGCUGUGGUGUGCAGGGGCCAGCUCCGUCACCACCAACGCCUGCCACCUCCUAAAAGAAAUGAAAGGACCUGACUGGGUCAUGGCAAAAGACACAUACACUAUUGCGUGGAUCGUGGUGGAUGUUUUAUCCUUUCUGAUAAUGGCCGGGCUCUUCAUCUGGCAGAGGAGAACACACGUGUUGUGUCCAAGGAGAGGAACAGAGAUGCAAAGAAACAAUACGCCUGCCUGGAGCGGUAACGAACUUUCUCCCUUCUUAACCACCGGGUAGACGGACGCAGGGACGAGCCGAACCUAGCCCGCGGGACUGCUGGAGAUAUUAACCUCUGAAUCAGGGACAAAACAUGUAACUGUGAAUCAUCAGACACUGUUUUCUGAAGCCGUGACAGUUGUGUUUCUACAGACGUUUAAAUGUCAGCACUACACCACUAGAUGGCAAUUUGUUGUUUUGUUAGUUUUCUGUGUAAGUCUGGCUGCUGAACUGGGUUCACAGGCUGAAUAUUAUUCCGUUGCUACUGAAAUGUUUUUUCCUCUCUCUGUGUAUCACUGAUGUGCAGAGUCGAUGUGCACUGAUUUUUGAUCUUGACACCUUAUGUUCUCGAGUUUUUCUAAUGUUCUUUUGACUUGUUUCAAUAUUUUCUAUUGUGUCAGCACUGCCAGGAAAUGUGCCAUAACUAGAGUCGUGUGUGUUUGACCUUUGGCUGUGUGAGCUACUGAUUGUUUGUUUGUUGGUUUGACAUAUGAAAAUGUUUUGAAUGGCAGGGAGAUAUUAAACCAUCAAGAAUAAUCUAAUGAUGAUGUUUUUAAAUGAUAAAUUGUGCUUAUUAAGAGAUUGAUGCAUAAUUUAUCUCGAUUUUGUGGUGGAGUUGAAUUAUCAAGCACAUUCAUUCAUCUGGAUUCUAUGGUUGCAAGUUACGUUUGCAGAGGACAUUUAAAAUGCUUUGAUGAGAAUAAAACUACACUGUUACAACUUAAAACACCCAACAGAGUCUCAGAUUUUUACAUUUGACUCUGCCACAGUCAGGUGCAUUAUUCAAAUGCUGCUUAUGUGUCAGUGAAAUGUCUCCCAUGUUUUAUUAAAGUGCUUCAGCUUUUUGUUUGGAACGUUAUGUAAUGUUUGUAAAGAUAUUGUGCCAUCAAAGAAAUAUAAUUUUUUUUAAAUAAAUUGCUCUGACAGUUA